UGAAAUCCGGGCCUCUAGUUCAACACAAAGCUAUAUUACAGUUUAAUUGUACCUUUUGCCAUCUUGUGGAACAGCAGUGAAUUUGUUUGUCGCUAUCAUUCACUGGCAUAGAUCGAGGAACAACUCUGCAUUAUUUGUUACAGUCAAAUAAUGAUUUUCAGGCCUCUAAAGUGAAGUUGGAUGAUUGGUUGGGAAGCAUUAUGGUCUUAUCCCUGCCCAUGUUCCAUUUCCUGAUGGGAGGUGCUCAUUUCAAGAAACGUGUGAUGAAUCUGAUGAAAAAACGCAUCACCACAUAUAAAACAUCGUGGCAGGAAGGAGAGCAGCAGAAAUGAGAGCAGGUGUCAUGGGGGCGCUCCUCUACAACCAUUUUUUUUGGUGUCUGCUCUUGAGUCAUUUCUCCUCGACCUCGUUCAGCCCGACCUCCAGUUCCACUUCAUGCAAGUUGUGGAGGCAUUUCCAGCUAAAUCAAGUACACCAACCCGGCGACGUGAUGCUGGGCGGGCUGUUCGAGGCGCACUUCAAGUCUACGUUUCCCGAGCAGACGUUCACUUCGGAACCACGCCAGCCCAAGUGCCAGGGGUACGUAUGGGAAGACUCAGAGCAGCGUGAACGAUUCCACUCGUUGAUUUUUUCGCGUGUCAGCUUUGACACCUUAGGCUUCAGGCACGUCAUGACCAUGGUCUUCGCCGUGGAUGAGAUCAACAGAAACCAGGAGCUGCUGCCGGGCCUCACUCUGGGUUACCGACUGUAUGACAACUGCGGCGAACUGGUGGUCGGGUUCAGCGGAGGUUUGUCGCUGGUCAGUGGGCAAGAGGAGCAGUUUGCGUCGCAGGACGGCUGCGUGGGAACGCCUCCGGUGCUUGGGGUUGUGGGCGAUUCCUACUCGACAUUCUCCAUCGCCACGUCCGUGGUGCUGGGUUUAUUCAAGAUGCCCAUUGUGAGUUAUUUUUCCACGUGUUCCUGUUUGAGUGAUCGGAAAAAGUUCCCAUCCUUCUUCCGAACCAUCCCGAACGAUGACUUUCAGGUGCAAGCUUUAAUUCAGAUCCUCAAACACUUCGGCUGGACUUGGGCCGGCCUGCUGGUUACGGGCGAUGACUAUGGAGUCGGUGUGGCCCGCGCGUUCCAGAGAGAGCUGGCCGAGUCCGGCGUCAGCUGCCUGGCUUACCUGGAGGUUCUGCCCUGGGAUAAUGACCCGCCCGAGCUCCGGAGGAUUGUGGACUUGAUGAGGUUGUCGACAGCCCGUGUCGUCAUGGUGUUUGCGCACGAGACUCACAUGCUUCAUCUGAUGGACGAGGUCAUGAGGCAGAACGUGACGGGCCUGCAGUGGAUCGCCAGUGAAGCCUGGACAGGAGCCACGGUGCUGCACACACCCCGUCUCAUGUACUACCUGGGGGGCACGCUGGGCAUUGCCAUCCGGAGAGGCGAAAUACCUGGACUCCAUGACUUCCUUGCACAAAUACGCCCAGACGUACACGACAAAAGCCAACACAACCUGGUGAACCAGUUCUGGGAAAACACAUUUCAGUGUAGGUUUGUGCCUCCAGCAGGCUGGCUGGAAGCGGGAGGAGCCAAAUGCACGGGACGUGAAGACUUAGCUAGCGCGCAGUCCGAUUUUUGGGAUGUUUCGAACCUCAGACCGGAAUAUAAUAUUUAUAAAGCGGUGUACGCUCUGGCCCACGCCCUCCAUGACCUGCUGCAGUGUGUGCCCGGGAGUGGGCCUUUCAGUGGCCACAGCUGUGCUACUUUGCAGGGACUGGAGCCAUGGCAGCUUCUGCACUAUUUGCAAAAGGUCAACUUUAACACAUCUUUUGGUGACCAAGUGUCAUUCGAUGACAGUGGUGAUGCAGUACGGAUAUACGACAUCAUAAACUGGCAGUGGCUACCUGGCGGCAAAACUAAAAUUCAGCAUGUUGGUGAAGUUAAGGAGUCCGCUUUCAAAGGCGAAGAACUCACACUUCAUGAUAACAAAAUCGUCUGGAGCUUUGGAUCUGAAAAGGCCCCUCGGUCUGUGUGCAGUGAGAGUUGCCCUCCAGGCUCUCGCAUGGCGCGAAAGAAAGGACAACCGGAGUGCUGCUUUGACUGCAUCCUUUGCUCGGAGGGCAUGAUCAGCAACAUGACAAAUUCCAUGGAGUGCUUCAGUUGUCCUAAGGAUUUUUGGUCCAAUCCCCAGCGCGACCGGUGUGUGCCAAAGAAAACAGAGUUCCUUUCCUACCAUGAGCCCCUUGGUAUCUGCUUGACAAGUUUCUCUUUGCUAGGCACGUUAAUCUGUGCCAUUGUUCUGGGGAUAUUCAUCUACCAUCGGAGCACGCCCAUUGUACGGGCCAACAAUUCUGAACUCAGUUUCCUGCUCUUGAUUUCACUCAAACUGUGCUUCCUCUGUUCACUGCUUUUCAUCGGCCAUCCAAGGCUGUGGACAUGUCAGUUGAGGCACGCGGCCUUUGGCAUCAGCUUUGUGCUCUGUGUGUCGUGCAUCCUGGUAAAAACUGUGGUGGUUCUGGCUGUGUUUAGGGCCUCCAAACUAGGAGGAGGAGCCAGUCUCAAGUGGUUUGGCGCAAUGCAGCAGAGAGGCACAAUUAUGGCUCUGACUUGCAUUCAGGCGAUUGUCUGCACCGCUUGGAUUGUCUCAGCCUCACCAAGUCCUUAUAAAAACAUUCAAUACUACAAAGAUAAGAUUGUUUAUGAGUGUGUGGUUGGGUCCACUGUCGGUUUUGCUGUGUUGCUGGGCUACAUUGCUUUACUUGCUAUCCUCAGCUUCCUGCUAGCAUUCAUGGUAAGAAAUCUGCCCGACAACUUCAAUGAGGCCAAACUGAUUACCUUCAGUAUGUUGAUCUUUGGUGCGGUGUGGGUCGCAUUCGUCCCGGCUUACAUCAACUCUCCGGGAAAUUACGCAGACGCAGUCGAAGUCUUUGCCAUCCUGGCCUCUAGUUUUGGCCUCUUGGUGGCGCUAUUUGGACCCAAAUGCUACAUAAUCCUGCUGAGACCAGAAAGAAACACAAAGAAAGCCAUCAUGGACCGAGGGACUGACAAAUCGCACAAGCACCGUUAGAAGAGAACAGCGUUUUCUGACAACACAUAUGAAUGCUACAGU
This is a messenger RNA of Hippocampus comes (tiger tail seahorse), 3088 nucleotides long. It is a transcript of the gene olfcq20, whose product is annotated as olfactory receptor C family, q20. Gene Ontology annotation, molecular function: G protein-coupled receptor activity. The record is from RefSeq and is a predicted model, not a curated record. Gene Ontology annotation, biological process: G protein-coupled receptor signaling pathway. The transcript has 8 exons. The coding region runs from base 329 to 3046 and encodes 905 amino acids. NCBI's taxonomy places the organism in Eukaryota, Metazoa, Chordata, Actinopteri, Syngnathiformes, Syngnathidae. Gene Ontology annotation, cellular component: plasma membrane.